This is a messenger RNA of Musa acuminata subsp. malaccensis (wild Malaysian banana), 985 nucleotides long. The record is from RefSeq and is a predicted model, not a curated record. NCBI's taxonomy places the organism in Eukaryota, Viridiplantae, Streptophyta, Magnoliopsida, Zingiberales, Musaceae.
AUAUAUGAGUUUUGCUAUAAAGCUAUUAAUAUUCUGUGUAAACUUGCCAGUAAAUCUGUACUGGGGAGAGCUGCUAAUGUAAAGGAUUCCUAUUGGUUGAAUACUCAACAUGGUUUUUCAACUUCUGGACCAGAUCUUGUGGCAGAUGCGGGGAGCACAUCUAUUGGAAGAUUUGCAAACUACACUGUUUUUAAGGGCAAAGCUGCCUUAUCGAUGAAACCAAUUCUUCCAGCUAUCCGAGAACUGGAUUCUAGGAGUUCUAGAGUAUACAAAAAUGGCUCUGUUAUUUUGACAUUUUGGCCUGCUGUUGGACAAAGAAAGUAUGAUUGGGAAAAGAAGCAGGUCUUUGCUUUGUCAGCUACUGAAGUUGGAAGCUUGAUUGGCCUAGGUCCUACUGAAUCUUGUGAAUUUUUUCAUGAUCCUUCGAUGAAAUCGAGUUUAGAAGGCCAGGUGAAGAAAUCACUAUCAAUUUCCCCAUUGGGCAAUGACAAUGGAUACUUUCUAAACUUAUCUGUUGUAAACAACAUCCAGAAGACGAAUGAGCGACUUUCAGUUCCAAUUACCAAGGCUGAAUUCACAGUUAUUCGCACAGUAUUAAGUUAUGUAUUGCCACAUAUCAUGGGUUGGCCCCAGGCCAUGAUGAGAGCACAACAACCAACCACUGAGACAAAAACGUCAAAGAGCCGACCAGAUCCCAUUUUUGAGUGGGGAAGGUAACUCAGCACACUUUUCCAGCCUAGUGCAGUCUUUGUUCCCAAAGAAACAGUGGUGUCGGCUUAUUGUCAGCGUAGAACUUGCAUUGUUGGAUGCUCAGUAUGUCAUUUGAACUUGCUGGACAAUGGAGGUAGUUGACAGAAGUGGUGAUUUAUGGUUCUGUAUUGGGUUUCCUUUACAAAACCAUGAACCGAGGAUGCUUGCAAGUGCAAUUUGUGUUAGUUUGUGGCCAUGAUAUCUGCAGAAAACUGUACUCUUUUGUUUGGUAGGA